Closterium sp. Naga37s-1 is the source of this 762-nucleotide messenger RNA. The record is from the annotation of a GenBank genome assembly. Lineage: Eukaryota; Viridiplantae; Streptophyta; Zygnematophyceae; Desmidiales; Closteriaceae.
AUGGAGCCGGGCUCCGGCAACCGCGCCCCGCCAGCAGCGACAGAGGUGGCGGCGGCAGCUGGUGAGAUCGUGCCCCCGCAGAUGGGAACCAGGCGCUCGGCGAGGCUAGGAGCGAUCACCUGGGGCCCGCCACGUGGCGGACGAACGCCGUGGAUGCCGGCAGGACGGGGGGGACUCAACGGCGCAGCAACAGGAACGGCAGGCGGAGCGGGGAGGGGAGCUCGCGGGGGUUUCCGCGGAGGCCUGAGAGGGGGACGGGGGGGGCGCAACCGGAUCCCCAGAUCUGAUAUUCCUGUUAGAACAGGCCCUUGGCGGGAACGCCACGACAGGCCGGAGAUGCAGGAAGCGGGAGCGAAUGAGGAGCGCGAAGGUUCUGACAACUCCAGGAAUGACCCAGAGUUUAUGGGUGGUGAGGAGGAGGAGUCUGAAGAAAUCUCCUUAGACGAUGAGGAGGAACCGGCAAGGAGAGCCACACAACGCCAGGAGAGGGCGGCGGGUGGAGAUGCCCCACAAAGUCUGGGGGGGGAAGGAGAACCAGCCACGGAGGACACCGAUGUGCCAUCGCCUGCCGACCUGGCAGGCAAGGAGGACAUCUGGCGGGCUGCGGGGGCCUGGAACGUGGAUAUCCUGUCUCGGGGGGACCAGCCGUUUCUCGUCCGCCGCCUGCCCCCACAGAUCCUGGACAGAUACUUUUGGAGUAGCGGUGCCAGGAGGAGCGGAGUGUAUUAUCCACACCGUCCGUUCCCUACUUCGAGAGGAUGA